This is a messenger RNA of Phytophthora nicotianae INRA-310, 483 nucleotides long. RefSeq lists its product as hypothetical. The coding region runs from base 1 to 483 and encodes 160 amino acids. Gene Ontology annotation, molecular function: nucleic acid binding; zinc ion binding. The transcript has a single exon. Lineage: Eukaryota; Oomycota; Peronosporomycetes; Peronosporales; Peronosporaceae. The record is from RefSeq and is a predicted model, not a curated record.
AUGUCAACCGCAGCAAGUCGAAUGCCUAGUGAUUUCUUAUAUGAAGCGAGUCGAGAGAUCAGACCGCCCCCAUAUUAUCGACAAGCUGGCCAAUCACUUCAGCGGAAGACUCAAAAGCCUGACCACAGUAGGGGAAGUAAGCGAAGGCGUAACAGGGGUGAAUGUAAUGCAAAAAGGUCGACACCUCGCUUAGAUGCCCAAAUCAAUGCAUCGUCAGGUGAUGCUUCUUCCGAUGACGAUGAGGGGCCUGCUAUCGCUGCGUUUUUCGCCUCGCAAUUGAGUGCAGCAGCCGUGAAAAGAAGGCAACAAUACUCCUGUGAACAAUGUGGUAAAACUGGUCACAAUAUCAAGACGUGCAAGAAUGUCAAUAAGGAAUACGAAGAAGCCGGUGUCCCGAUCAAACCCGGUAAGUAUCUUGUCGGCGAAUGUCCAUUCACAAUCUGUGGAAUUCGCAGUGGAUACGAAGGUGCAGUUGAUAGUUAG